AUGCGCAGGAAGAAGCACAAGCACACCCGCCGCACGCUGCGCUUCUACAGAAUACAGCAUGGCUUCCGCCCUCCCUACAAAGUGCUGCUGGACGGCAACUUUGUGCACGCCCUGGAGGCCAUGAAGAAGGGCGAGAGCAAGGACCUGAUUGGGCGGCUGUUGGGAGAGGCGGUCAAGUGCUACACCACGCUCUGCGUGCAGGGCGAGCUGAAGAAGCUCGGCAAGGAUUUCACGGGCAUCCGCCAGGUGCUCAAGCACUACCCGCUGCACAAGUGCGGGCACGAGGAGCGCUGCUCGGCCGCAGACUGCCUGCUGGCGCAGCUAGGCGAUAAGAACGAGGAGCACUUCCUUGUGGCCACCCAAGACAAGGCGCUGCAGCGUCGGUGCAUGGCGGUGCCGGGAGGCGCCGUGCUGUUUGCCUCGGUCAACGGCGUGCACCUGGAGACACCCUCAGCCAUGCAGAAGCAGCAGGCGAAGCAGGAGGAGCAGCGGCACCUGGUGCCCAGCCAGGCGGAGCUGCAGACGGCGGCGCUGCGGGAGGUGGCGGCGGCGCGGGAGCCGGCCGACCGGCCGCUGGUGCGGCGGAAGAAGGCCAAGGGGCCCAACCCGCUGUCCCUGCUGCCCAAAAAGAAGAAAGCAGCAGCAGCAGCAGCAGCAGCAGCAGCAGCAGCAGCAGCAGCAGGAGGAGGAGGCGGCGGAAGCACCGCACAGCAGCAGCCGGCCGGCGGCAGCGGCGAGCAGCAGCAGCAGCAGCCGGGAACGCGGAAGAAGCGGCAACGGCGGCGUGGCAGGGGCGGCGGCGGCGGCACGGGCGACGGUGGCAGCGACUAGCACCCUUCCCUGUCCUGUCCUGUCCUGUCCUGUGUCUCCUUCCAAAUGCUCAUCAUGCCAUUUAAAAAAAAUACAAGU
Chlorella variabilis is the source of this 909-nucleotide messenger RNA. RefSeq lists its product as hypothetical. Gene Ontology annotation, molecular function: small ribosomal subunit rRNA binding. The transcript has 5 exons. Lineage: Eukaryota; Viridiplantae; Chlorophyta; Trebouxiophyceae; Chlorellales; Chlorellaceae. The record is from RefSeq and is a predicted model, not a curated record. The coding region runs from base 1 to 831 and encodes 276 amino acids. Gene Ontology annotation, cellular component: nucleolus; small-subunit processome.